This is a messenger RNA of Triticum urartu, 6507 nucleotides long. The record is from RefSeq and is a predicted model, not a curated record. Lineage: Eukaryota; Viridiplantae; Streptophyta; Magnoliopsida; Poales; Poaceae.
GCCCGGCACGCGAAACCCACUCACCCAUUCGCACUGCCGCCUCCGCGCGCUCACACCGCCGCACCUCCUCGCCGUUUCCGCGUUUCCUCCCACAACGGCGACCCCGAUGCCACGGCCGGAUGCCAAAACCGGCAACCCGGAGCGCGCGCCGUCGAAAUAUAAGGAUGCCCCGUUUCCCUAGCCCUAGCCCCAGCCCGCGCCUCCUCCGACCCUCACCCGCCGCCGUCUCUCGAAACCCUACCCCACUCCGGCGGAUAGAUCCGGCACGUCCUGCCCUCUCCGCCGCCAGUCGCCAGAGAUGGCCGCCCGCAACUCAUCCGCGUUCGCCUCCGACCCGGUCCACCAGGCUGCCAUGGCCGUCCCCAAGUCGCCCGUGCUAGCCGCCGACCCGCUCCACCAGGCCGCCGAGUCGGGGGGGAUUGACGGCGUUCCUGGAGCGCUCCCGACCGAGCAAGGGGUGCCCCCCCCGCCGCUGCAAGGCACGCCUGUGAUGAAGACGGCCCCGCAGCAGGGCGCCUACAUGGCGGCGCAGACGCCCCCGCAAGGCUCCCCCGUGACGCAUCCGGUGAUGCAAGGGGCAAACACGGUGGUGCCGAUUUCCCUGCGGGAGCCGGUCAUUACCGUGCCCCCGCAAGGCAGACCUGUGAUGGCACCUCUGCCUUUCCCUGCCGUUCCUCCAUCCUUCAUCCAUGAUGCCGGAUACAUGAUGGGGCAAUCACUGUUGCCGGCCGGCCCUCAACCCAUGGCGGGGCUGCAGCCUCCACCUGCCGGAUACAUGAUGGGGCACCCGCUGUUGCGUGCAAACCCUUUACCGAUGACGGUGCUGCAUCUCCCACAGGCCGUACACAUGAUGGCACGGCCGCCUUUGCCCGCUGGCCCCCCUCCUCUCAAGCGUCACCGCCCUGACUACUUCGACAUGCCUUUUGGACCGCGGAUGACUGGUUGUGAGCAGGAAAUGGCUGGAUUUGAUGAAUCAAUGGGACUGCCUUAUGGGCCUUACAUAAACAAUGAGAUGCCUUCUAUUGGUUCUUAUGAACCAUAUCUUCCUUCAGACGCAUCAAACACCCUACAUGUUGAAGGUUUCCCGCCCAACUGUACUAGACGGGAACUUGCACAUAUAUUUCGCCCUUUUACUGGGUUCUGUGCAGUAAGGCUGGUCAACACAGGAUAUAAUAGUCGACAUGUAAUAGCUUAUGCUGACUUUGAAACUCCUGCCCAAGCCUUCUCUGCCAUGAAGUCUCUGCAAGGCUAUUUGUUUGACAUGCAUGACCGAUACUCAGUCAAAUUGGACCUCCAGUUCCUUCCUGGUCCGUCCAAGUCAAUGCAGGUUGUGAGGAAUGGCCUGACAUGAAUGAGCCUACCCAGUCUUAUCUUGUGUAACUUAACAGUUGAAGUAGUAAUAAUUGCAGCAGGUCUGCUGCCUUUUGUAGUUCUGUAUGCUAAUGGGAAACCAUAAGAUGAAGGCCCUUGUGUUUUGCUGAGCACUGUCUACAAGGCGGACCUGUGUUGCACUGCUGCUGCUCCAUCCAUGAUAGCGGAUCUGUCUUCGUACAAUUGCACUUCAGUCAAUGAUGUUGCAUCAGCCUCUACAGGCCGGAUACAUGAUGGGACAACCAUUACCUCCACUCCCCCCCCCCCCCCCCCCCCCCCCCCCCCCCCCCCCCCCCCCCCCCCCCCCCCAUCCACUCAAAGCGUCAACGUCCUGCCUUUGGGUUGUGCUUGUUUACUGCUCAUUUCUCUGCCUAUGUAGGCAGAUUAAUUUUUUGUUUUGUUCCUUGAGAUUCAUAUAGAAGUGCAAGGGACAACGGUAACAGAUGUGGUAGUUUAGCAUAGAUAAAUGGAAUAGUAUCUGAUUUUGUUGAUGCUUAUGUUAGUAGUUUAUACAAUAGAUUUUCUUGAUGCUUAUGGUUGUAGCUUAUGCAAUUGUCUGUUUGUUGGCUUUGUGUACGCCUAGGCUUUUUGUUAUGUCUACAAAAACAUGGGGCUACAGUAGCAGUAUAGCCCUAUCUUCAAAUAUUUUUCUGGGAAGCUUAAUAGUCAACCCUAUGGUUGUUUUCUAGCUUAACAGGGAUAUUUGAGAUAUUGUUGAUUGUUAGAUUUUUUUAGCUGUUUUUGAGCAUCACUACAUUAGGUUUUGUAGACUAAUACAUGUUUGGAUUUGUUAACGAGAAUAUAGAACAGAAGCAUGGCAGAUUAUUGUUUCCUUAGCCUAAGUUUUUCUGUUAAAGCUUUGAGGCAAUCCUAUGACAGUUAUAGGAUGGAGUUCUGGUGUUCUUUUCUACAGUGCUGGUAGCAGUUUGACCUUUGGGGUUAGUGUCGUCUAGUUUUUGCUUAAAACAUUACCACACAGCUGUCAGCACAUAUUUCUACUGUUCUAAAGAGCUUUGAAAUGGAUCUAUUAUGAUCAACUAUAUUGUAAAUUGGAAAAAAUUGGAUUCGUGCCAUUUUGGCAUUAGUUUGAUAUUUGUUGUCAAGCUGCAUGAUAAGUUAAAUAAAUCACCAUCUCCUCAAUUGAGAACUUGGGAUUUUCUUAUCUCAAAAAGGCCCUUAUAUUUAUCAGUAUGUAUGAAUAUCUUUUAGUGAGUGUUGCGAGAAAUCAGCGGUCAUAUCGGAUCUUGAUCCCUUUACAGUCUUGUUGGUCCAAAAAAAAUAUAUCUUGAUUUGGCUGAAACUGCCGGCGUUCCAUGUCAUCUAGUGUUGUCAAAGAAAUCGUCAAGAAUGUUGCUUCUUCAAAAGUGGAAGCACCACUUUUUUUAGGUGCAUUGUUGCCAUGCAUUAUAAAAAUGGCAGGUAUGCGAGGAUAAACAAUGGUAGGAUGUGGUUCAUGCACUUUGCGCUCAAAUAUUUUUUGUUUUUGAAACUGAAUAGUUUGUGCAAAAAUUUGAUCAAUAAGCUGGUCUGUUCAACCAACUUAAAUGUAUUAUUCCCAUGCAUUAUUUUCAAUGUUUUUCAUGGCAUUCAUAAAUUUAAAUGUACCAUUGGAACAAUCAAUUGACAUUAUGUUUACCUCAUGUCAGGCAUCAAGGUCAAGAUCAUAUUUCUCUGAAAUGCGUUGAAAGGAUUCUGACGAUAUUGUCGUUGGUGAUGUUAGAGUCGCUGAAGAGUUAAUUGCGUUAGACAUUGCUAUUCACCCAAGAUAUGAAAAGCAAAUGAGACCACAUCAGUUGGCAGGCAUGUAUUACCGCAGAAAAAGGAAGAUUUCCAACCCCAUCAAUAAUCUUUCACUUACUGCAAAUACCAUUCGCAGUUCUGGAUGUGGCAGUGUUACCGAGGAGUGGGACAGCUUGUAUGCUCAGAAGGUCCAAUUGUUAACUUUCCUUUCUACUCUGCCCGAGCCCGUUCUGAGUUAUGGGCCGAGUGUUAAAACUAAUAUGGCCAAUUCUAUUGAGCACAGAGAACAGAAAAAGAGUGACAUAAUAGUUCUUGAUUCGGAUGAUGAUGAUGAAAGCACAGGAGCACACAAAUGACUGACGCCUGAGAAAAACAACAGCUCACACCUGAGAAAAUAAACAGCUGAUACCAUCAGAACAGGCUGGUGCUCAUGAGAGGUAACCGAAGAAAUUGAUGAAGUAAAUGAGACAAUGCAUGCUAGAGAUCAAAACAGUCAAAUUGUUCCAUAUAGUCCAAGUGCAACUUCAAUGAAUCAGUAUCCUUCGGCCAGCUAUCAACCAUCAGCAGUUCUGUUUGAGAGAGUUAUAUUGCAGAAAAGACCUGAGGAGGAACGUAUCCAUGAUCUGGCUCUCGACACACUUGAAGAGGCAGCCAAUGAGAAAGAGGUGAACAAUGUCUGCAAUCAUGAAAUACAGAUUCAUGAAGAUCUGGGCCAUGUAUGCCGUGUCCGCGAUAUGAUUGUGAAAAGGCCUGACACAAUCAUUGAUUAUCAGUGGAAAAAGCUGAUACCAUCAGAACAGGCUGGUGCUCUCAUGAGAGUGGUAAUUGAAGGAAUCAAUGAAGUAAAUGAGACAAUGCAUGAUAGAGACCAAAACAGUCAAAUUGUUCCAUAUAGUCCAAGUCCAACUUUAAUGAAUCAGUAUCCUUCGGCCAGCUAUCAACCAUUAUCAACAUUUCUGUUUGAGAGAUUUAUAUUGCAGAAAAGACCUGAGGAACGUAUCCAUGAUCUGGCUGUUGCUACCCAUAAGGAGAAAAUAGCAGAAACACAAGUUUCCCCUCCACUUCCUAAGGAGAAAAAAGAAAACGAAAAGUUGAUCCAAGGUCCCAAGUAGAUGGGGAUGUUGAAAUUGUGCCAAGAAAAGAAAAAGAAAAAAUGAAGCAAAUCCAGCAGUAUUUGAUUUGCCCUCAGAACCUUACAAUCCUGUGGGGUAAGACGUGCCUAUGGAGGAAGAUGAGCCUAUGGGGGAAGAUGAGCCUAUGGGGGAAGAACAUAUACAAGAAAAGGAAAGUGAUGGUCUUGAAGAAUUUUGGAAUGAGUACUCAGUGGCACUUGAAAGCUCUAAGCUCGACACACUUGAAGAGGCAGCCAACGAGAAAGAGGUGAACAACGUCUGCAAUCAUGAAAUACAGAUUCAUGAAGAUCUGGGCCAUGUAUGCCGUGUCUGCGGUAUGAUUGUGAGAGAAGGGCUGACACAAUCAUUGAUUAUCGAUGGAGAAAGACAUCAAGGUGAAGAUCAUAUUUCCCUGAAAUGCGUUGAAAGGAUUCUGAUGAGAUUGUCACUGGUGAUGUUAGAAUCGUUGAAGAACUGAAUGCGUUAGACAUUGUUAUUCAUCCAAGACAUGAAAAGCAAAUAAGACCACAUCAGUUGGCAGGUUUCCACUUUCUGGUUAAGAAUUUAGUCUCUGACAAACCAGGAGGUUGCAUUCUAGCUCAUGCCCCUGGUUCGGGGAAAACAUUUAUGCUGGUUAGUUUUUUUCAGAGCUUCUUGGCAAAGUAUCCCUCUGGAAGGCCUCUCGUUGUACUCCCUAAAGGCAUAUGUUGGAAAUCCUUAACGCUUGGCAAACCAAUAGGAGUAUCCUCUUGGUUGGAUACACCCAGUUCUCUUGGAUCAUUAAUAGUGAUGGGUGUGUCACCAUCGCAGCUGCAUGCUGGGACAUGUUGCUUAUGGUUCCUAACCUACUUAUAAUCACUGCACAGAGUACAUACUCCACGUAAUUGGUCCUUACACUUUUCCAGAAUCACGUCGCAGAAGUGUUCAACAUCUUGAACCUUUUGUGCCCAAAAUUUCUCAAGAUAGUAGCAUAUAUCCUAUUGUUGAUAAUGAAUCAAGUAUCAAUAUCAGGUCGCAGGAUUUGAAAAGGGGUCACUAAUAAAUUCACUGAGUCAGUAGAAGAGGCCCUACUGCAUGAUGAUAACUAAACAAGAAAAGCACAUGUCAUUACAGUCUCAGAGAACUAACAAAAGGCGUGCUUCACUACUACAAGGGUGAUAUCUUGGAUGAACUACCUGACCUAGUAGACUUCAGUGUCAGAAAUCAUUCAUAAGUUGGAAGACUAUAAGAAGUAAAAAAAACCGUAGUAGGAACUGCCCUGUACAUGCAUCCAUGUCUGUCAGAAAUAUUAGAAGUUGAUGCUGCAGAUAGGGCUUUCAGCUUGAUAGAUGUAACUGUUGAUAGUCUGGUCCGGUCUAUCAACGUGGCCGACGGUGUGAAGGCCAGCCUUUUCACCAAUAUCCUGGCACUUGUGGAAUCUGCGGUAGAGAAGGUCAUUGCAUUUAGUCAGUACAUUACUUCCCAUGAAUUUUUUGAAAAGUCUAUUGGUUAAGACAAGUGGCUGGCAAGUAUUAGAGUUCUUUGUGAUCCGCGGUAAUAAUAAAUCUACUUCAGAAGGUAGAGAACUGACAAUGGAUCAGUUUAACAACUCUAUUGAUGCAGAAGUCUUGUUUGGCUCUACCAAGGCAUGCGGGGAGGGCAUCUCCCUGGUGGGCACAUCAAGAGUCGUCAUUCUAGAUGUUCACUUGAACCCCUCUGUUACCUGUCAAGCAAUCAGGCUGGCGUACUGGCCUGGGCAGCAAAAGAAAGUGUUGGCUCGUAGCAGCUGAUUCUCUGGAGAACACCUAUGAAAACUGCAUUCAAGAAGGUGAUACCAAAGCUUUGGUUUGAAUGGAGCGAGCAGUGCUGCACAUCGGAGGACUUCCAGCUGAACGAAGUUGAUAUCAACAACAGGGGGGAUGAGCUGCGGGACAACAGGACGAUGUGCUAGGACAUCAAGGCUUUUUGUAUGCAAGGUGAAGGCAGGCUGGCUGUUGUACGUACACCAUGUAUAUAUGGCUUUCCGAUUGUUCCAGAUUGUCAUUGUUGUCAAGUAAGGCUCCUCUAGAACCAAAAGAAAGAGGAAACAUACUUGACUUGGUACAUCUUUACAGAUACCUUAUAUUGGUUCUUAUGGGCCUUCUCUUCCUUCAGAUGCAUCAAACACUCUACAUGUUGAAAGUCUCCCAUCCAACUGUACUAGACAGGAGCUUGCACGUAUCCCUUUAUGCAUAUGAUUCUCUUGCUAUUUUUUUUGUCAUUUUGUUCAUAACUAAACAAUAUUUUAUGUUUAUGUCCUUACCAA